GCGUAAUCAGGUUUGACCCUUGUUCAAAUCUCCAGUAUCAUGCCUCACGGCCAUCAAAUAAAUUAAUUCGCAAUCAGUUGUGGCGUUCAUAUACAAAUUAAGUUCUGUUGGUGUUACAAGUUUCUGUGAUUUUCGAAAAUGACGUCGAAGGUACCCUUCAUCACCUUCAACAACGGACAAAAGUUUCCCAUCUUUGGUUUGGGGACGUGGAAAUCUAAACCAGGCGAAGUCAAAGCAGCAGUCAAAUAUGCCAUUAGCGUCGGCUACCGUCACAUCGACUGCGCUCACAUCUACGAGAAUGAACCCGAAAUCGGUUUAGCCUUUGCAGAAGUCUUGAACGAAGGCAUUGUUAAGAGGGAAGAGUUGUACAUUACUAGCAAGCUAUGGAACACCAUGCACAGGCCUGAUUUGGUCGAACCUGCACUCAAGACCACCCUGAAAAACCUGCAGUUAAACUACCUGGACCUGUAUCUGAUUCAUUGGCCCUACGCCUUAAAGGAAGAUGGACCACUGUUCCCAACCAACCCAGAUGGGUCACCGACAUACAGCGAUGUUGACUACGUAGACACAUGGAAAGCCAUGGAAGAGGUCCAAAAGAAGGGACUCACCAAGUCCAUUGGAGUGUCCAACUUUAACAAGAAGCAGUUGGAACGUGUUCUCCAAAUCGCCACUAUUCCACCAGCAACCAACCAGAUUGAAGUGCAUCCGUACUUGAACCAAAAGAGGUUGAUAGAGUUCUGCAAGUCAAAGAACAUCGUCAUCACGGCCUACAGUCCUCUGGGAUCCCCAGACAGGCCAUGGGCUAAACCAGAUGAUCCAUUGUUGUUGGAUGAUCCCAAAAUCAUUGCACUCGGAAAGAAAUACAAAAAGACUCCCGCCCAGGUCGUACUGAAGUACCAAGUGCAAAGGGGUAACAUCACCAUUCCCAAAUCAGUGACCAAAUCCAGGAUUUUGGAGAACUUCGACAUUUGGGACUUCAAUCUGACUGCUGAGGAUAUCGCUCUUCUCGACAGCUUCGACUGCAAUGGUAGAAUCUGCCCAGCUGACGAGGCCUUUUCCCAUAAAGACCAUCCGUUUUCACGCGAUGAAUAUUAAAUAUCUGAACAACUACACCACCUUCUGCACGUUUGGAAAAAGUGGUAGUAGAGAAUGACUUCUACCCCAACAAAAAAAAAGCCAUCAAUUAGGAAACUUCCACUCAACAUUUGCAACGCACUUUCGCCUUCAUUUUGCAAUAUUCAAAUUUAUUGUUAUAAUUUAUGUUUCACGCAUAAA
Molecule: messenger RNA, 1275 nt
Organism: Anoplophora glabripennis (Asian longhorned beetle)
Lineage: Eukaryota; Metazoa; Arthropoda; Insecta; Coleoptera; Cerambycidae
Product: alcohol dehydrogenase [NADP(+)]-like
Exons: 5
Coding region: 139-1095 (318 amino acids)
Cellular component (GO): cytosol
Molecular function (GO): aldose reductase (NADPH) activity
Source: RefSeq, a predicted model, not a curated record